GAACCAGCCGAUGCAGAAGCUCCGGCUGGUCAAUCCGACGGCGCUGUCCCUCCCGGCGGUCGCCAUUGUCCUCCUCAUCGUCGGCACGCGCCUCCGCGGGUCUUUCUUCGGCACCUACAGCCCCGCGAUCCCAUCCGGUUCUGGGGUAAGCAACUCCACCUCUGCUCUUGUGCCGGAGGGAUGCGACAUCUUCCGGGGUGAGUGGGUGCCCGACGACGGCGCGCCGUACUACACGAACCGGAGCUGCGCGUUCAUCCAGGAGCACCAGAACUGCAUGAAGUACGGCCGGCCGGACCUCGGCUUCCUCAGGUGGCGGUGGCGGCCGGACGGGUGCGAGCUCCCGCGGUUCGACGCGGCGAGGUUCUUGCAGGUCGUCAGCAACCGGUCCAUGGCGUUCGUCGGGGACUCGCUGGCUAGGAACCACAUGCAGUCCCUCGUCUGCCUCUUGUCCAAGGUGGAGUACCCGAAAGACAUCUCCACGACGGACAACCAAGAGUUCAGGACACUGUACUACGAGUCGCACGACUUCACCCUCUCCAUCUACCGGUCGCCGUUCCUCGUCAAGGCGAACCUGUCCGACAACUCCGACUCCGACCACGGGCUGUGGAACCUGUACCUGGACGAGCCGGACGACGCGUGGCUGCCGUUCGUGUCCGGCGCCGACUACAUCAUCAUCUCGGCGGCGAGCUGGUUCACGCACCCGUCCCUGUUCUACGAGGCCGGCGGCCACCUCGUGGGCUGCAAGUCUUGCAACCUCCCCGGCGUGCCCGAGCUCACGCUGCGCUACUCCAUGCGCGCCGCGUUCCGCACGGCGCUGCGGGCGAUCGCGGGCCUGGAGGGCUUCACGGGGACGGCGAUCGUGCGGACGCUGACGCCGACGUCGCACUUCGAGGGCGGGGAGUGGGACAAGGGCGGCGACUGCCGGCGGACGCAGCCGUACGCGGCGCGCGUUGGUGUUGCCGGACAGGACCUCGAGCUCCACCAGGCGCAGGUGGAGGAGUUCGCCGCGGCGAAGGAGGGGGCGGCGAGGGGGGUGAAGAUGAUGCUGAUGGACGCGACGGCGGCGAUGGUGCUCCGGCCGGACGGUCACCCGAGCCGGUACGGGCACUGGGCGCACGAGAACGUGACCCUGUACAACGACUGCGUGCACUGGUGCCUGCCCGGCCCCGUCGACGUGUGGAACGAGAUGCUGCUCCACAUGCUACUCGCCGGAGCUUGAUCGAUGAGUUGCUCGUGUUUCUGGCUUCUGCCGUGGUUCCAUGUUAAAUCUUUGUCACGGGAAUGUAGGCCUCGAGAUAGAUUUUAGUGUCGUUUGAGUUACUCUUU
Messenger RNA from Lolium rigidum, 1326 nucleotides. Its product is annotated as protein trichome birefringence-like 19. The coding region runs from base 11 to 1219 and encodes 402 amino acids. Gene Ontology annotation, cellular component: Golgi apparatus. The transcript is spliced from 2 exons. Gene Ontology annotation, molecular function: O-acetyltransferase activity. The record is from RefSeq and is a predicted model, not a curated record. NCBI's taxonomy places the organism in Eukaryota, Viridiplantae, Streptophyta, Magnoliopsida, Poales, Poaceae.